Molecule: messenger RNA, 3582 nt
Organism: Octodon degus (degu)
Lineage: Eukaryota; Metazoa; Chordata; Mammalia; Rodentia; Octodontidae
Gene: Ugt8
Product: UDP glycosyltransferase 8
Exons: 6
Coding region: 88-1713 (541 amino acids)
Molecular function (GO): UDP-glycosyltransferase activity
Source: RefSeq, a predicted model, not a curated record
GAGAAAGAAGACAGCAUUUUACUGUACUAGCCCAGCUUUUUGUAAGCCUGGUGCAUUAAACCAGGAAGCUGUUCUUGACCUGGGGCUAUGAAGUCUUACACGCUGUAUUUCAUGCUCCUGUGGAGUGCUGUUGGGAUAGCCAGGGCUGCCAAAAUCAUCAUCGUGCCGCCAAUUAUGUUCGAAAGCCAUAUGUACAUUUUCAAGACACUGGCCACAGCGUUGCAUGAGAGAGGCCACCACACGGUGUUCCUCUUCUCAGAAGGCAGAGACAUUGCCCCAUCUCAUCACUACAGCCUCCAGCGCUACCCAGGGAUCUUCAACAGCACCACCUCGGAUGUUUUCAUGCAGUCCAAAAUGCGGAAUAUUUUCUCUGGAAGAUUGACAGCAAUUGAACUGUUUGACAUACUGGAUCAUUACACUAAGAACUGUGACAUGAUUGUUGGCAACCAAGCCCUAGUCCAGAAUCUGAAAAAAGAGAAGUUUGACCUGCUGCUGGUGGACCCUAAUGACAUGUGUGGAUUUGUGAUAGCUCAUCUCUUAGGGGUUAAAUAUGCUGUAUUUUCAACUGGCCUUUGGUAUCCUGCAGAGGUGGGUGCUCCUGCCCCUUUAGCCUAUGUCCCAGAGUUUAACUCACUUCUCACAGACCGCAUGAACUUGCUGCAAAGGAUGAAAAAUACCGGCGUUUACCUCAUUUCCAGAAUAGGAGUUAGCUUUCUGGUUCUUCCCAAAUAUGAAAGGAUAAUGCAGAAGCACAACCUGGUGCCGGAGAAGUCCAUGUACGACCUGGUCCACGGCUCCAGCCUAUGGAUGCUGUGCACCGAUGUGGCUCUGGAGUUUCCAAGACCUACUCUGCCCAACGUUGUUUAUGUCGGAGGGAUCUUGACCAAGCCAGCCAGCCCGCUGCCAGAAGACCUGCAGAGGUGGGUGAAUGGUGCUAGCGAACACGGCUUUGUCCUGGUGUCCUUUGGAGCCGGGGUCAAGUACCUCUCAGAAGACAUUGCUUACAAAUUAGCAGGAGCUCUGGGGAGACUGCCUCAAAAAGUGAUUUGGAGGUUUUCUGGAACCAAACCAAAGAAUCUAGGAAACAACACGAAAUUAAUAGAGUGGUUACCACAGAAUGACCUACUCGGGCACUCAAACAUUAAAGCCUUUCUAAGCCAUGGAGGUCUGAAUAGUAUUUUUGAAACUAUGUAUCACGGUGUUCCUGUAGUGGGAAUUCCACUCUUUGGAGACCAUUAUGAUACCAUGACCCGUGUACAGGCUAAAGGCAUGGGGAUAUUGCUCGAAUGGAAGACAGUUACUGAAGGGGAGUUAUAUGAAGCUCUGGUGAAAGUUAUCAAUGAUCCCAGCUACCGCCAGAGAGCUCAGAAGCUGUCCGAAAUCCAUAAGGACCAGCCUGGCCACCCUGUAAACCGCACUGUCUACUGGAUAGACUACAUCCUUCGCCACAAUGGAGCGCACCACCUGCGGGCCGCUGUGCACCAGAUCUCCUUCUGUCAGUAUUUCCUACUGGACAUCGCCUGUGUGUUCUUCCUCAGUGCUGCCUUGGUUUACUUCCUCUUGUCCUGGGUCACAAAAUUUAUCUACAGAAAAAUCAGAGGCCUGUGGUCUAGAAGUAAGCAUAGCACGGUUAAUGGACACUAUCACAAUGGAAUCCUGAAUGGCAAAUACAAAAGAAAUGGCCAUAUUAAGCAUGAGAAGAAAGUGAAAUGAGCCAGAAGCCCAGGUGAUGGGAACAUAUGUGUUCAGUCAUUGAAUUCUUAUUGCAAUAAUUUAGUCUAACAGCUACUAAAAAUAAAGUGUCAGAAACAAGUCUAAUCCUCCCUUAUCGGAUCUUACUAAUGAAAUUCUGUGUAAUUAAGAUGGAUGUAAGCAGCACAAACCUAAAAUGCAAAAAUGUAUUUUAUUCAAAUACUGAUGCAGAGUUUUGGCACUGAACCUUUUAGAAGCCUUAAUUAUUUAAAUCAGUUAAGUGACUAUGUCAGACCUUAGUUUUAAAUCUUGAUGUGUGUUUGUCACAGAUAAGCAGUGGUUUCUUUUCUCUUGGGGUGUGUGUGUGUGUGUGUGUGUGUGUGUGUGUGUGUAUGUGUCUCAUAAUUCAGAGUGUUGUGGUUAGCUGCUUAUUGUCAGGGUACAACAUUCAAGAAUGAUGUAAAAAGUUAGGGCCCAUGUGUUUCUCCCCCCCAGCAUUUCCCAUGUGUGUACUCAACAUGGUGAAAGAACACUUUUUCUUAGCACUGAAUGCAGAGGAAGGAAAUGAAAAGAGAAAUGACACAGCAUUUCAUAUUUUUUAUUUUAUUUUUUUUUUCUUUUACUUCCCAGUUCUUAGGGCUACAAAGAUUUUCAGGAUAAAACAUAUAAUUAAGGAAAUAUAUAAAUUUGUUACCACAUUUUACUUUAAUUUUCUCCCUAAAUGAAUAUUGUCAGUAAUAUUCCACUGGAAGAAUUAUAUAGUUUUUCUGUUUUGUUUUAAUGCAUAAUGUGUUCAGUGCAUAACUAAGACAAAACAACAAAACUCUGACUUUUGUCCAAACUACAAAAGAGUAUCACUCAGAUGACUGUUGCAAACAGGGCCAGGACUGGAAUAUUUACUGUACCUGUCUGAAAGCUUCCCGCACUGUAUAUCUGGAGUACUCAGGUGUUACAGUUCCAGAGUUUUAACCUGAACCACCAUCUUUUUCAUCCCCUCUAUUGUGUGAGCCACACAGUCAGUAGCACACAGGUGCCAACAGUUUAUUUGUUUAAAGUGAAAUGCUGGGGCUUUUUCCUGGUAUGGUUUUGUCUGCAGAAGCACAUGAUACACAGACCUGACAGAAAUUCUCCUGUUCAUGUAGAAGACUUUUCCUUCUCACUUCUGCAGCCCCAACUCAACAGUCUUUUCUAUGAGCCUGGCUGAGACAGGAGAGUGACAGUAUUCAUUUAGAGCAAGGACGCAAGUCACAGACACCAGAAAGUUCGGUUCUCCCACUGAGGCAUUCACUAGGCAGCAGCUGUAAGUUUAUCCCAUGUCAUUCUGUUUACUUAGCAUUUGCACUACACACUUGAGUUUAUGCUUUAUUUAUUUGUAGAUUGAAAUCUUGUGUCUGACAGCUGAGAAUAGCAGAGUACAUAUACCUAAGUCAUUUACUAACGUGGAAGAGUUGUGCAAAUUCUAGAAUGCUGUGAGUCCUUGUCAUACACGGUGACAUAUGGCUUUAUUAUUCUCCCACCAGGAGCCAGUCUCCUAUAGUAGAAAUAAUGUCACAAGUAGUUUUCUAAUGCCUAUGCAGACACAUGUACUGCUCUCUGAAUACUUGAAGAAAUGGUAUCACAUAUAGAAGCCUGUUAGUUAUACCUUUCACAAUCUUUCCAUAACUUUGCCGUUAAAAGGGAAAAGCACAGGCAAUGAAUGGUGGGAUGGUAGCAGGACUUUAGAGUGUAUGAAUGAGGUGAUUUUGCUUUUUUGGAAUUUGAUGAAGUUGACAGUAGGACUAGUGGGAUGAAUGAGUGAAUAUAAGUUAAUCUCCACUGUGAUAAAAACUUUAAUAAACAUGAUUUAAAAUAGAGAAAUGUUGUUGGAAUAAAAUUUUUAUUCAGAUUUUA